AUGAGGAUGGAUGCUGCUGAAGCCGAGGACAACGCCAAAGGAGCGGGGGACCAGGAGAGCGCCAACAAUGCGGAGGCGACAACAAAAACAGAGGGAGGUACGGAAGGCGUACUUGCUACUCCCCAAAAGAAAGACGAGCCAUCAGGUCCUCCUGAAGAACUGGAGAAAGGCAGUGAAAACCGCCCUGUAUCCGAUGAUACCGCGUACGUGGCAGAAGGUGGUGACCCGGCCCCAGACAGCGACGCUAUGGAUGUGAGCGGCAACGCUCCCUUCAAAAGGCCGCUAGACGCCACCGACGGCAAAGCAACUCCUAAGAAUCACGCCGACGGGCCGCCUGCAAAGUCAACUAUGAUAAGAAGGAGCAGCUUCAAGCCCUGUCCAAACAUCCCUCGGGACAGGAAGGAGGGCGACAAGCCACCACCAACUACGGACCAUGCCAGACCACCGGACGGUCCCGGGGGCGUCUAG
Dermacentor silvarum is the source of this 468-nucleotide messenger RNA. RefSeq lists its product as uncharacterized. The record is from RefSeq and is a predicted model, not a curated record. NCBI's taxonomy places the organism in Eukaryota, Metazoa, Arthropoda, Arachnida, Ixodida, Ixodidae. The transcript has a single exon. The coding region runs from base 1 to 468 and encodes 155 amino acids.